Molecule: messenger RNA, 2686 nt
Organism: Physcomitrium patens
Lineage: Eukaryota; Viridiplantae; Streptophyta; Bryopsida; Funariales; Funariaceae
Source: RefSeq, a predicted model, not a curated record
AUGUACAAUCGGGCGUUUCGCGCUCUGAUCCUGGUGCAACUACGGUCACACAAGACUUGCAAACGUGGAAGAGGCCUACAUUGGGCCGUCGUGGAUAUUGAUGUGCAGAUUAACAGAUGUAACGUAAGCGAUUUAGUGACUCGGUCCGAGUAUCAAGUGAAACAAUUUAGUCAGCCCUCAGAGGGUCGUCAUGAAGAGUCGAGAGCUUCAAGUGAACUAAUGCUUGUCAAGAUCCUAAAGCUAAUUUCUUUCAAGUACCUGCAGCAGGUUCCUACGAGAUCGAAAUCUUCGUUGGACGCAGACCCUCAUCACAUUCGGAGCGCAACAUCGACAACCCACGUGGUUCCAAGAGCUGUCCUGAAAUCUGUUGCCUGGCAGUUGUGGGAGAGUCUCAUGGGAGUUGAAGUGAGCAACAAUGAAAGAACUUCAAGAACAACGAAGAAGCUGAGAAAGAAUCAUUCUCGUCUUCUGCAAGCCGCAGCCGUUGCUUUGCACUCAACAGUGUUUCAGAAUAAUCACCAAUUCUUCACAACUAUACCGCCUACAGUUUCGUAUUUACCCAACCCAUUCAACUAUACAAAUGGAUCAAGAUCUUGGUUAUCUGUCAUGGAUUUUGACAAAAAUUCAGUGAGGAUGAAGAAAUGGAAAUUAGGUGUAGGAAUAGGAGAAGAUUUGCCUGCGAAGUAUCAAGAUGAUGAUCCCCUGAAGCAAGCACCUCGAAGAAGGUGCGGCAUUCUUUUACAUCCAACUUCAUUGCCAGGACCUAAUGGAAUUGGAGACUUCGGCAAGGACACGUAUAGAUUCUUAGAUUGGUUGAAAGAAACUGGAUGCACCGUCUGGCAGGUUUUGCCUUUAGUUCCUCCGGGAACAAGAGGAGGAGAAGAUGGUUCACCAUACGCCGGAUCUAAUGCCAAUUGUGGAAACACCUUACUCAUUUCUUUAGAGGAACUCGUGAAAGACGGAUUGUUGGAAAAAACUGAUCUGCCGAAACCUCUUCCAGUGAAACGUAUGGAUUCUUCCAAAGUCGCGGCUAUAAAAAAUCCUCUCAUAUUGAAAGCCGCAGCUAAACUUGUGAGCAAAAGCUCAGGAAAACUCAAAGAAGAGUUAGAAAGGUUCAGAAAGGACCCGAAGAUCUCUGUGUGGUUGGAAGAUGCAGCACUGUUUGCUUCUAUAGAUCAAUGCACACUCGCGAAGACGUGGUGGACGUGGCCAACUCAACUUCGAGACAGAGAUCCAAAUGCCAUGAAGACAGUCCGCAUAAAACACAAGAGCGACAUCGACAACUUCAUUGCAGCCCAAUUUCUCUUCCACCGUCAAUGGCAAUCCGUCCACAAGUACGCCAACGCCGCGGGCAUCAAAAUCCUCGGCGACAUGCCAAUAUACAUAGGAGGCCAUUCGGCAGACGUUUGGGCUCACAGGGCACUGUUCGAACUAGACCCAAAAACCGGAGUACCCAUGCAAGUCAGCGGCGUGCCGCCCGACGCGUUCAGUGCAACGGGGCAGUUGUGGGGGAGCCCUCUGUACAACUGGAAAGAAAUGGCCAAAGACAGAUACGCAUGGUGGGCCACGAGGCUACGACGGGCGUACGAGCUCUACGACGAGUUCCGAAUCGACCACUUCCGCGCAUUCGCAGGCUACUGGGCGAUCCCAGCCACGGCACAGAAUGCGAUGGGAGGGAAGUGGAAGGCAGGCCCGGGCAGCGCGUUCUUCACAGCCAUGAGAGAAGCCGUGGGCAAGAUCGACGUGAUCGCGGAGGACCUGGGCAUCAUCACAGGGGACGUGAUCGCCCUGCGGAAGGAGAUCAAGGCACCGGGCAUGGCGGUGCUGCAGUUCGCCUUCAGCGACAACGCCGCGAACCCCCAUCUCCCGCACAACCACGAGCUCGAUCAGGUCGUGUACCCCGGGACCCACGACAACGACACGUGUGUGGGGUGGUGGAAGAAGGCCAGCGACGCGGAGAAGCAGGUCGCGAGGGCCCAUCUUCGCUUCGAGGGCGACGCGGAUGUGCACUGGGAGUUCAUCCGCGGCGCUGUGGCGUCCGUGGCGCGCACCAGCAUCGUCUCCAUGCAAGACGUGAUGGGCUUGGACAGCGCGUCGCGCAUGAACAUCCCAGCGACGCAGGCCGGCAACUGGGGCUGGCGCGUCGGCGAGUCCGACGUCUUCGAGUCCCUCGGGGAGGAGACGUCGAGGCUGCGGGAGCUGAUGUGUCGGUACCACCGUGCCACGCUGGACGCGGAGAGCACCACGUCGAAGGGUGCCACGCGGGACAAGCGAUCCUCGCUGGAUGCGCUCGGGCGAGCCAUAAAGAACAUCAUUGGGGACAAACUCGGGAACUCGGGGAACAAUUCCAAUCUCGAAUGUCAAGGGAACAACAAUGGUGCGAAUCUGGAGAAACCCAAGGACAAACCCUAAAAAUCCUUUCCAGAUUAUAAGAACCCUAGAAAUUGAAGCAUUAAAUUAACCCUUAAUUGGUUGAUUAAAGCAAAGGAUAAGUUAAAUUUUACAAUUUUUUGCAGAAUAAGUGAUAUUAUUAUGGCUGAAAGGUUUUUUAGACAUGGGUUUUUUGACAAUAUCUUUUUGUUCUUGAUAUGGAUUUUUAUCAUUCAUUCACAAAUUUACACAUGUGCUAUUGAUAUUUUUAUUGUAUUACAUCUAUUAAUUAGUGUACAUUGCACUUUUUAGCGUU